Messenger RNA from Gymnodraco acuticeps, 6958 nucleotides. RefSeq names its product zinc finger protein 318-like. Lineage: Eukaryota; Metazoa; Chordata; Actinopteri; Perciformes; Bathydraconidae. Gene Ontology annotation, cellular component: nucleoplasm. Gene Ontology annotation, biological process: negative regulation of DNA-templated transcription; positive regulation of DNA-templated transcription. The record is from RefSeq and is a predicted model, not a curated record. Gene Ontology annotation, molecular function: nucleic acid binding; zinc ion binding.
GUGUUCCUGCAGGGGGCAGCACCGCUGUGUGUUUCUGCAGUAGAAGAAGAAGGAGCGGGAGGUUGUGUUGCUGUGUGCAGAGCUGCAGAGAGUCUGUAGAUACUAACCUCAGUUUAGAUAAUAACCUCAGUUUAGAUAAUAACCUCAGGUAACUUUAGAGCUUCUCUCAUAUAUAUCUAUCUCCGGUAACAGAGUCUCGACUAACCUGGAUCUCUGCCGGAGGACAUGUACCGAGGCCGGCCUCAGAGAGGAGGCUACCGGCCGCCUGAGGCCCGCGGGCCGCCGCAGCGGCCCUACCCGGCCCAGGGGUUCAGGGACCACCGGCCCGCCUACAACCAGGGACCGCCCUACCCCCCGGGACCCUCCUACUCCCCGGGACCCCCGCUGCACCAGGACCGCAGGAGGAGGUACGGAUCCCCCGGGGAGAAGUGGAGCUCCGGAGCCCAGAGAGAGAGGUCGCUGUCGCCCAUCGACCACAACCUCGUCAUCACCGUCGGCAACGAGCUGACCGGACCCUCUGGCUCCGCCCCCUCACGCCACCAUGACAGAGACUACGCUCCCCGGCCCGAGUACGAGCGGAGCAGGAGCCGGGGCCGGAGCCGACCCGGCAGCCGGAGUCCGGACCGGAGUCGCGCCAAGAGUCUGGGACGGGCCAAGAGCCGUGGCCGGAGCAUGAGUCGCAGUCCGGAUCGGAGCCGGGCUAAGAGCAGGGGCCGGAGCAUGAGUCGCAGUCCGGAUCGGAGCCGGGCUAAGAGCAGGGGCCGGAGCCGGAGUCCGGAUCGGAGUCGGGCUAAAAGUCUUGGAAGGGCAAAAAGCCGGGGCCGGAGCACGAGUCGCAGUCCGGACCGGAGCCGGGGGAAAAGCCAUGGCCGGAGCCGGAGCAAGAGUCACAGUCCGGACCGGAGCAGGGCCAAGAGCCGGGGCCGGAGCAUGAGUCGCCCCCGGUCCAAGUCCAGAACCAGGGGGCAGAGCCACGGUCGCAGUAAGAGCCGGCCGCGGAGCCGCAGCUCCAGCAGCAGCUCCAGCUCCGGGAAGUCAGGCAAAGAGUUCAGAGAGCUGGACUCAGCGCGGCGCCUCAAAGAACUGCAGGACAUGCUGAGCCAGCCCACCAAAUCCAUCCUGAAGAGACGCCAAGACUCCGAGGACUCGCCGUCUCUGAGGACCUCGGACUCCCCCCGAGGGUCCCACAUGUCCCAAGUGGCUGACCAGCUGCUUCAGGCGGUUAAAGGCAUGGAGCCUCACCUGGUGGCCUCGGUGCUGUCAGAGCUGCAGUCCGACCCGCAGAUGGCUCAGCGCAUUGGACUCGAUGCAGAGAUUAAAGAGAUCCUCCACAUGCUGGGGGGGCCGACGGUGGCCCAGGACAGGACGGAGGACAUAGACGACGAGGAGAAGUUCCUGUACGGAGACACUGAAGACCCCAAACUCCCGUCUGAGCCAGUCCGUCCCCAGGGUCUGGACCUGUACGGAGAUGUGACGGAGGACGCGCUGUACGACGACUACCCCCCAUCGCAAGAACCCGCCCUCCCUCAGACGUUCGGCCUCCCACCGGGGCCUCACCUUCACGCCCCCCGUGCCAUGGGGCAGGUGGACGAGAGGUACCGGGCCUCCGUCAGCCCGGACCAGAACCUCACAGGGCCGGAGCCACCGGGGCCAGGAGAGCGUCAGGCGCUUGAUGAGUACGAGAAGAUCCAGGACCUGCUGAAGACCAUCGGAAUGGACCUGGGCGUGACUGAGAUCAGCAAGAUGGCUGCCAGGACCAAAGAGCGCCUCCACGGAAACAAGCCACCCCCGAAGACGCCGACCCGCAGGCAGCGGUCGUCCUCCGGCAGCUCGGAGGGGGGCCGGGCUCGCAGGAGGCGGGGCCACAGCAGGAGGCGGAGCCACAGCUCCAGCAGCAGCGGGGAAAGCUGGAGCAGCGAUGACGGACGCAGAAAACGAUCAAUUCCCGCUAAAUCCCACAAACACAGCAAAGAGUCGAGCGCCGAGAAGACGAGCGCCGAGAAGACGACUGCCACCGCGCCACCGAACAUAGAGCCGCCAUUAAAAACCCCAGAUGCCCCCCCGCCUCACCCCGGGGCCCCCUCCUACCCCCCCGCACAGGUCCAUGGCAUUAUGCCACCCAACUUCCCCCCCCCAGGGUUCGGACAGUACGGGAACUACCUGCCCUACAUGCCUGGGCAGUGGCCCCCCAUGUACCCCCCCCCCAACAUGGCGAUACCCCCGAACACCAGCCCCGAAGAGUUUCCCCCCUCCCUGCCGUACCCGAACCCCUACAGCACCCCCCCGGACCACCAGGGGGCCCAAGUAGGAGUUGUGUCUCCCUCAGGUGUGAUGAAGGUGAGCAGUCAGGAGAGGAAGGUUUCUGAGGAGCAGAACACCGAGAGCCAGAAACAGAAGGUUCUGGAGGAGAGGGAGAAGCUGAAGCAGGAGAGGGAGGUGCGCAUGAAGAAGAAGGAGUAUCUGAUGAAGGAGCUGGAGAGACUCAGGAAGCAGCAAGGCGAGCUGCUGAGGAAGAAGCGGCGGGAGAAGGGGGGGCACCGGGACCCUCUGCUGCAGGAAGUGAGUCGCCUGCAGGAGGAAGUAAUGUCACAGAUCUCCAGCCUGCGGCGGGAACACGAGUCGGCCGAGAAGAAACGCAACGAGAUCGAGAAGAUCGCCCUGAUCCUCGGGCUGAACCCGAGCGACAGGCCCCGCCCCCCCCGCCCAGAGGACGAGGCCCCCCCCCCACAAACACCAACACCAACACCAGAGAAGAAGAAGGGCCGCGAUGGGGGGGAGAGCCGCGAGGGGGGAGGCAGCCCCAAGGCCACCUGCAGCUCCUUAAAGGUACACACACCUGCACAGGUAAACAGGAAGUACUGCAGCAUAGCUAGGAGGGUCAGUCAGCUGUUAGCGGUCGUUGUUGCACGGUGGUCGUUGUGCGGCUCUGAUUGGUCGCCUGAUGCCGGAGCGCAGAGACGCAGCCCGCGCCCCCCCCCCCCGCCCAAAGACCCCCCCGAGCCGUUUGAAUACUACGACGCUGGAAACCACUGGUGCAAAAACUGUAACGUCACUUCGGGAUCUAUGUUCGACUUUUACACGCACCUUCACAGCAAGACGCACCGGAAGACUCUGGACCCGUACGACCGGCCCUGGUCCUGCACCGGCACCACCGGCACCAGCAAGAGCCUCCUGACAGAGGAGAAGCUCACCAAGCCCGCUAAAGGCUCUGAGUUCCUGCUGCCCGUCAGAGGCUUCUUCUGUCUGCUCUGCAAAACCUUCUAUGGAGACUCAAUCUGUGCCGAGGAGCACGUCACCAAGCACGCCCACAACGAGAAGUACAAGAAACAGAUGUAUGAGAACCCGCUGUACGAGCAGAGGAGGAACCUGGACCGCCAGGCCGGCCUGACCUCCGACGUCGGGGGGAAGAAACGAAAACAUGAGGACGAGGCCGGCAAGGACAAGGAGGAGAAGUCCAAACACAAGAAGGACAAGAAAGACAAGGAGAAGAAGAAGGAGGAGGUACCGACAGAGGAGAAGGUGAAGAAGGAGGUGGAGGAGAAGCCGGGCCAGAAGGAGGAGGAUUUAAAAACUCCUAAAGGUCUGGAGGAGGAGAGGCCGUCCUUCAGCAAGAAAGACGAGGAAGAGGAGCAAGUUAAAGGCAGCAAGAAGGAGGACAAGUACCGGCACAGGAGGGAGGAGGACCGCUACAAAUACAGCAGAGAAGAAGAACACCGGCAUCGCAACGACAACCGUCCAAAGUACGGACCGAGAGACGAGGACUUUAAACAGUCCAGAUUCAGGUCUGACCGGGAGGAGGGGAAACCAAAGGAACCCUUCAAAAAGCCUCAACCAGAGAAACCAGCAGCCAAACCAGAACCCAAACCAGAACCCAUACAAGAACCCCCUCCGAAGCCCUACGACCCGCCAAAGAUCCUCUGUGGACCCAGUCCCGCCAUGAGGGCGAAGCUCCGCAAGCAGAGUCUGGAGGUCGGAAAACCAGCAGCUGGACCCGCCUCUUUGACCUCCCCCACGUUUGGGAAGUUCACCUGGAAGAAGAGGGAGAACUUCCUGGCGAAGGAGGCGGAGAAAGUGGCCGCCGAGUUCAUCAAGGAGGACGAGGCGGCGGCGAACCUGGACCCGGCUCCAGCUCCAGCCCAGGACUCAUUCUCCAAAUCUGUGGCGGUGGCCAAAGAGAUCGCGCAGAAGCUGGGGGGACAUCAGACGCCCCCAUGGUUCUCUAACGGGGCCAACCGGGGCCGGAUCAGACCCAACCUCCCUGCCCCGGCCGCGGUCCUGAGGAAAACCGCAUUAAUGGGUAAACCAGCGCCCCUGAACACAUUCCUCUCCAUGAGACCACAAGGGGGCGGUUUACCAGUUCAACAGGAAGUGCCGACCAUCUCAGACGGACUGCUGAAGAUCCCGAACGCUCGGAAGAAACCACAGGAGAGUAAACCCCUCCUACCAAGUCCUGCGCCCGGGACAGCUAUGCCCCCGCCCCUGGUGACAAGACCGUUUGAGGCUAAACCCCCACCAGCAGUGUAUGGACCUGUACCCCCUCCACCGGUCUUAAAAUCUGUCCCCUUUGAGGCUAAACCCCCACCAUCAGUGUUUGGACCUAUGCUCCCUCCAGCAAUCUUAAAACCUGCCCCCUUUGAGGCCAAACCCCCACCCUCAGUGUUUGGACCUAUGCUCCCUCCAGCAGUCUUAAAACCUGCACUGUUUGAGGCCAAACCCCCACCAUCAGUAUUUGGACCUUUGCCCCCUCCAGCAGUCUUAAAACCUGGCCCCUUUGAGACCAAACCCCCACCAUCAGUAUUUGGACCUUUGCCCCCUCCAGCAGUCUUAAAACCUGCCCCCUUUGAGACCAAACCACCACCAUCAGUGUUUGGUCCUGCACCAUUUGAGGCUAAACCUCCACCGCCGGUCUUUAAACCUGCACCUCCAGUUUGUAAUCCCCCCCCGUCAGUUUCCAGACCUCCACCCUCUGAGACUGCCCCUUUCCCUAAACCAGUUCCACCCCCCAUGAUAAGGGUUGUGUCAGACGUGGCGGCUCCGGGGGUCCCGGAGGGAGAGCAGACCCGCACAGUGUUCGUGAAGCCCCCCCCCUUCAUGAACCUGGGAGACGGGGCCCAGAAGUCUGAGAAGCUGAAGACUCACCUCGCUGCAGCCAAAGCCCAGGACCUGUUCCACCUCCUCUACAGCAAGGGGGACCAAACUGGGCCCAACAUCACCAAACCACCAGCAGACCCCAGAGUGGACGGGACCAGUUCCAACAAAACUCACCCUGCCCCCAUACAGGCAGCCAAACCCCCACCUGAGUCUUUGACCAAGACCACACCCCCAUCUGAGCCUUUGAGCAAGACCACUCCUCCACCUGAGGUCUCUAAACCCGCACCUGAGGUCUCUAAACCCGCACCUGAGGUCUCUAAACCCGCACCUGAGGUCUCUAAACCCGCACCUGAGGUCUCUAAACCUCCACCUGAGGUCUCUAAACCUCCACCUGAGGUCUCUAAACCUGCACCUGAGGUCUCUAAACCCACACCUGAGGUCUCUAAACCCGCACCUGAGGUCUCUAAACCGGCACCUGAGGUCUCUAAACCGGCACCUGAGGUCUCUAAACCGGCACCUGAGGUCUCUAAACCUGCACCUAAACCUGCAUCUGAGGUCUCUAAACCUGCACCACCAGACCCGGUUCCCCAAACCCCGCCUCAGUCAGACAUUCAGAUUUCAUCGGUUUGGUCUCUGCAGUCACUCCCCAUCCAAACUCCUGAUGAACCCCCACCCAAACUGAGUCCCCCUCCUAAGUCUCAGAGUGAGGUGCAGGACCAGACCCCCGCCCCGACCUCUGAGCCUAACAUCUCCCCACAAUCCAAUCCUGCCAAAGUGGAACCGGCACCCCAGACCCGGUCUCCACCCAAACCGGCUCCUGAAAUCCUAAAAGAACCCCAACCCACCCAGGACCCCCAUCUUAAUCUGGAACCCCAACCAGACCACCACACUCAGCUCCAUCCAAAUCCCCAACCAGACUCGACCCCGGAACCUGCUCCCAAACCAGGCCCAAAAACCAGAGGCAAGAAAACCCCCGCUGCCCCCCGUCCUGUCCGGCAAACCAGAUCCCAGACCAGAUACCAGACCCGGCAGCAGAAGUCCGACCCGGAGCCGGCUUCGGGGGAUUCUGAUUCUGCCGCUUCGGACUCGAAGGGGCUGGACACCUCAGACCCGGGUCCAGACCCCAGCCCCGGUCUGGAGGGGGAAAAGGGGCCCAGUGAGGGCGAGGACCUCCCCACGAUGGAGAUCACCCCCGAGACGCUGGGCCUCCCCUCAGACCUGACCUCCUUGGACUUUGACUAUGACUUUAACUUUGAAUAGGAGGUCUGCCAAACGGACCGGACCUGAAGGCAGCUGACGGACUUGUGUGGCCCUGGACUCCAGACCCCCUGUGGUCCUGGACUCCAGACUUCCUGUGGUCUUGGACUCCAGACUUCCUGUGGUCCUGGACUCCAGACUUCCUGUGGUCCUGGACUCUAGAGGUCCUUCUUGUUCAGUUUCAAUAAAACUAAGUCCAGGAAUAUUUGUUUAAACGCUGGACUUCCUGAGUUCAUGGUGCCGCCGCCCAGAGGACCAGGAAGAGUCAGUGAUGCAUUGUGGGUAACAGUAAUGAGGACAGAGCAAAAAAGAAAAACUAAAAUAUGUUAAAUAUCACAAGUUUUAAAAACACCGGAUAUUCUUUUAUUUUCUUCUAGAAACUUCGGCUUUUCUCCAAACUUUACUCCCAGUUUCAUCUCCGAGCUGCUGCUCUCUGACGUGCACUCACCUGUCUGACGUGCACUCACCUGUUAUGUUUUAAACUCAACGUUACGUUGUUCUCCGGAGAAAUAAAUCCUAAAGUUUGGACCAAAAGAGCUCCUUUUGUCGGAGGAAAGUCUGUUAGUAAAUACUUCCUGUAGAGUUUUAAUAAAAGUUAGUGAGAAAUAAA